GGCAUGGGCGGCCUCGCAAGCGCCCUCUCGCUGGCCCACCACGGCUUCACAAACAUCUCCGUAUACGAAACGGCGUCAAAUCUGGGCUUCGUCGGCGCCGGCAUCCAGCUCGCGCCCAAUAUGGCGCGCAUCCUCGACCGCUUCGGGUGCUGGGCCGAGAUCGAGGCCGAGGCGACGGAUAUCCGGACGACGAGUAUACGGCGUAUGUGGUGUCCUUCCCUUGUCCUCCGCUACUAUCGGCUACUCAGUCGAGCUUAGGAUGUGUGAAAUACAGGCUUGAUGCCAAUUUAUAUACACACAAAGUGACAAGAGAUACUGACCAACUCCUCCACAGAGGGCGCCACCGACACCGAACUCGCACACGUCGACCUCACCUCCAUCCGCGCAACAUACAACUACCCACACAUGGUCGGCCAUCGCGCCUCCCUCGCCGGCGCAAUGUACCGCGCCUGCCAGGCCAAGCACCCAAACAUCACCUUCCACUUCGGCCACACCCUGACCGCGAUCACAUCCUUCAGCCCGCCGACAUGCACCAUCACUCCGCGAAACGACUCUUCGGCGCCCAUCACACUCACACCAGCCCUGAUCCUCGCCGCCGACGGCAUAAAAUCCGUUGCGCGAACAACAAUGCUAGCAGCCCUAGACCACACAGCCGGCAUCCAAGACACGCGACAAGCCGCAUACCGCAUCAUGCUAACCCGAGCGCAAUGCGCGCACGACGCCGAGCUGCUCUCCUACUUUGACGCCGACGCCGUGACGCGGUGGAUCGGCGAGAGCAGGCACAUCAUCGCAUACCCGGUGUCCGGCAAGCAGAUCUACAACCUGAGCACCGUGCAGCCGGACACGCAUUUUGCCGCGGCCACGAACGCGACCUACACGACCAAGGGCAGCAAGGAGACGAUGAUGGGCGUGUUUGCCGACUUUGCGCCUGUGGUGCGGCGCAUGUUGGACUUGGUGCCCGAGGGCGAGGUGUGUGAGUGGAAGCUGCGUGUGCAUGAGCCAUUGCCGACCUGGGUGCAUGGUCAGAUGGCUCUGGUGGGCGAUGCCUGUCAUCCGACGCUGCCGCAUCUGGCGCAGGGCGCAGCUCAGGCAAUUGAGGACGGCGCGGUGCUUGGGGUUGUGUUGUCGUUGUGCCCGGACGCUUCUCCAGAAAGCAUUGAAAAGACGUUGAGGGUGUACGAGAGUGUUCGGAAGGAGCGCGCCGAGACACUCGUCGAUAUUGCCGCAGCGUCGGGACGGGAACUGCAUUUGGGCGAAGGCAAGGCGAAGAAAGAAAGGGAUGAAGCGUUUGCUAGGUUGAAGGCUGGUGAGGGCAAGGUGCCGGACCGGUGGGCCGACGCAGAUGUGCAGAAAAAGAUUUACGGAUUUGAUUGUAUGAAGGUUGCGGAAGAAGAGUUUGAGAGAUUGUUUGGGGAGGCAAAGGUGGCGAGAGAGAGGAUGGAAGUAGGAUAGCUGCUGCUGAGACAGAGAAUGCGCCGGGCCGGGCAUGACACGCAUUUAUAUCCCGAUAUGCUGCGGUGUAGGUAGUAUUGCAACGAUGGCGAAUAGGGAAGCUGGCAUGUAUGGAUAGUGUUGACGAUCAUUUGGCGGGUGUUAACCCUGUAGUAUGCUUGAUACUACAUAAUGUCCUUCCAAAAUGCUUCUACUUUGCACAGCAGUAGUCCAGAGAACAAGCGUAGGUACGAAGCGAACGAGUCAAAGUGCCUAGCAACAAUUUCGGCGAUAUGAUGGGGAGACGAA
Molecule: messenger RNA, 1740 nt
Organism: Pseudovirgaria hyperparasitica
Lineage: Eukaryota; Fungi; Ascomycota; Dothideomycetes; Acrospermales; Acrospermaceae
Product: FAD/NAD(P)-binding domain-containing protein
Exons: 1
Coding region: 406-1452 (348 amino acids)
Biological process (GO): secondary metabolite biosynthetic process
Molecular function (GO): FAD binding; monooxygenase activity
Source: RefSeq, a predicted model, not a curated record